Messenger RNA from Cylas formicarius (sweet potato weevil), 2019 nucleotides. RefSeq lists its product as uncharacterized. Bases 752 to 1585 code for a protein of 277 amino acids. Lineage: Eukaryota; Metazoa; Arthropoda; Insecta; Coleoptera; Brentidae. The transcript has 2 exons. The record is from RefSeq and is a predicted model, not a curated record.
AGUUUCUAAAUUUACCCAAGAUUUCUUGCACAUAUUCUUUGUUUAAAGAAUAUAUUCGGCGACCAUACGACAAAAUGGCAAUACUGCAGAUACGACACAAAUAUUUGACUCUGCUCUUGAAAAUAAUAUUCAUACUUGUCCCCCAUUUUCAAAAAGGCACGAUCACUUAAGUUUCAAGCUAGCAAGACACUAAUCUGUCUGGAGAGACAACUAGUCGAAGGCCCUUUCCAAUUGUUAAACAAAAAUGCCGUUUCUCAUGGUGGUACCCACUUUCAAAACCAAGCCACAUUCAAAGUACUUAUAAGCUUGCAAACCCUUAAGAACCCUCGUUUGCCCUUUAGUGCAAAAGCUACAGAAAAACGCCGAAUAACUCAUAACUGGCGUGACUGGCGGAACUCCGUUAAUUGAAUAGUCCACACUAUCCAGACUGAAAUAGAUGGAUCUAAACCGUCUACUAAUUGCAUUGACAUCUACGAAAAAAAAAACAUUCUGUAAGGAAAACAACAACCAUCUUACAGCUUUUUAUUCAUCUUGAAAUAAGCAAAACUGUCCACACAAAUGAUUUUCUAGCCGACUUACAACGCUUUUUAUUCUUUUUUUCAACAAAGGCCCGAAGCUAAGUUCUCAAUAGGUUGCAGAAAUAUUCAUGUUUUCGUUCAUCGGAUAUCAGCGAUCAGUAUUUUAUAAACCGUUUUUUAAACUGUAAACGGUAUUAAAAAGCGAACCAAAGUAUAACACUGUUUUUGACAGUAUGUUUGAUAAUUUCGCAUUGUGGUCUGUGCUCGUUUUGAAAGGGAUGUCAAAAAUGAGCGAUCCGUGUGUUCUUGCAAACGAAGAGCAUUCCGACGGCGCUGACGACGAAGAGCGCGUCGUUAUAGGUCCUAGUUAUUACCAACUGAGGCCGUUCUACGACACCGAGUUGCACGCGAGCUGCUUUCCAAGCUUGGACGGGAUCGCCAUGCGCGUGAUGUGUGCGUCGGCGUCUGCGCACCAAGACGACGAUGACGUCGUCUUCGUCGGCGAGUACAAGGCCGAUGGCGCGGCGGAACCCAGGCGCCGCAAGACACGGGAUGGACUGCGACGCAACCCGUCGAGGAAGGCGAGGAACGCUUCCAGCGGGCGGUUCGGCAAAGAGCACCUCACUGAGAACGAGUUCGCAUUCUUGGACGAGAGCGAUGACGAACCGGUGGUUUUGAAAAAAACGCGAGUCGCCAGCGCCACCACGCGGCACACGGCGUUAAAGCGCUGGCCCGUCGACGCGUACGACCGGCCGGAAUACGACCCGAAAACUCGUACCGUGGACGGCGUCGAUUCAGCGAUGAGGAACGCGGCGCGGGCGUUCCUCGGCGUCGGGCGGCACGCGAGGGCGGCGCCCAAGAAGCCGCGCCGCAAGUACGUCGCGCGCGGCCGACCGAAAAAGGUCGAGGUCGCGAGAGUUCCGGCCGGCGAACUACUCGAGGUGGUCCGUAACACGUUCCGUGCAGUCGUCGAGUUUUGCACGACGCAGGCGUGCGACGCGGCGUCGUCGACGCUGCUGCGCAACCAGACUACCUUACUUGCCAUCGUUGAGGAUUCGACGGGUUGAAUAAAUAAAAUGUGUGAUUAAUCAUGAUAUUUUUUCGUCGUCGCGUUACCACCCGGCAACGUUGUGGCGAUCCCGCAGCGGACGGGGAAGUGUUAACUUUCAUCGACGUUGCCAUACCGUUGUAUUUAUUCGAUUGAACCGGGAUAUUAUACAAAAUAUUCUCAUUUAUUUUACUGAAACGUGUCUUUCUAUAUGAACACACAUUAACCAGAUAAGUUAAUUCUCAUACUAUAUUAUGAUAAAUCAAUGUAAUAGGAAACAAGUGUUUACGGUGUGUACGAGUUGCGAAAAAAAUAUUAUUUAUAUAUCUGGCAACAUCGCCUAUAUAAGUAACCAACAUUUCAGGUCUUUACCGUAACUCAUUCUCCAUAAACAUCUAAUAUCCACGUAUAUACCCGAACCGAAUUUUACCUGGUAUCUAAAAAUAAGUAAAA